Rotaria sp. Silwood2 is the source of this 753-nucleotide messenger RNA. The record is from the annotation of a GenBank genome assembly. NCBI's taxonomy places the organism in Eukaryota, Metazoa, Rotifera, Eurotatoria, Philodinida, Philodinidae.
AUGGCUAUGGCUAUGGCUUUGGUUGCACCACCAGCAGAUCGUUAUUUGUGUUUGUCAGCAAUGAUUUAUUUUUAUGAUCGAUUAAAACGUAAUGAUAAUGACUUAUUGAUCGUUGGUUCUCAUUAUGCAUUUUUGGCACAAGGUUUUAUUAUCGAUCAAGCACCAAUUGGAAAAGAAGAAGUAUUGGUUUUUGAACAUGGCGAUACUAAUCCGUAUUACAUCGUCAAAUAUGUCAAAGAUACAAUGGUUGUUGAAACAAAACAUUCAACCGAUACAAGAGAUUAUUAUUUAACAUUAAAAAUUGGUGACAAAAUUGAUGAUGAUUUUAUGCAUAUUGCCACCUAUUUAAAUCAAGGGUUGUUUAAUGCAAAUGCUUUAGUUAGUCACGUAAUGGAUUUUAUCAAAAGUUCAAUGGAGGAUCAUAAAAAGGAAAAAAUUGCUAAAGCAACUAAAGAUGAUCAAGGCAAAGAUGAAGGUGGUAAAGGUGUUACCGAUAGUGCUACACAUAGUUCAACUUCAACUGUUAAGGAAAUCGCUGCAAUUAAUUUAGCUAAAUUUCGUAAAGUUCAAACAGAACUUGAAGAUUCAGCUGAACGUGCUGAUUUAGCUGAAAAUCAACUUGGUAAAUUACGUGCCAAAAAUCGAUCAUCUGUUAGUGCUAGUCGUACUUCUCCAGCUCGUGAAUUACGAGAAACUACUACAACAGUACGAGCAACAUCAGCACUUCGUGCUGGUUUAGUUCGUCAACGUUAA